Messenger RNA from Folsomia candida, 2292 nucleotides. Its product is annotated as RING-type E3 ubiquitin-protein ligase PPIL2. The record is from RefSeq and is a predicted model, not a curated record. The coding region runs from base 569 to 2134 and encodes 521 amino acids. The transcript is spliced from 11 exons. Gene Ontology annotation, molecular function: peptidyl-prolyl cis-trans isomerase activity; ubiquitin-ubiquitin ligase activity. NCBI's taxonomy places the organism in Eukaryota, Metazoa, Arthropoda, Collembola, Entomobryomorpha, Isotomidae. Gene Ontology annotation, biological process: protein folding; protein polyubiquitination; protein peptidyl-prolyl isomerization. Gene Ontology annotation, cellular component: catalytic step 2 spliceosome.
AACUUUAACUGUACCGAUAACUUCAUUCCAUUUUCUGCUGCAGUCUAGAAAUCACCCAAUUUUAAAGUUUCACACAAUUUCAAAGUUCGUCCUCAUCAUGCAUCCAAACUUCAAAUUUUGCCUUAUAUGGAUGACAAUUUUUGCGUGCAUCACUCUUCGUAGAGCACUUUUGGAAACGGCGAAACAAUUAGAAGAAACCCAAAAGAGCUUAAAAAGUACACAUGAACGUGUAGAUAAACUUCAAAAGGUCGUGGACGAAAUUCAGUGGGAAUUCGAUCGAAUCAAAGAGCUUUUGGCAAAAAAGUUCGCAUCCGAAUGGGAAAUUUACUGGCGUGCGUUUGUGAGACAUUCUCAAAAUGAGACGGCAGUGCGAGACUUAAACGCCGGAGAGAAUCUUUACUUGUAUUUUGGCUACGAUAUUAACGGAGUCCUUCAAAAUAUUUAUAUUUGAUAUUUAAAAAAAUCUGCGUUUUUAAAAAAUUAACAAUUUCAAUUUAAGCUCUGUCUAUAUUCUAAUUAAUUGUAAAUAGUUCUGAUUUUCUGAUAAGUAAUAAGUUAAGCUUGUAAAAUGGGGAAGAAACAGCAUCAAAAAGAUAAAUUAUACCUGACCUUCACCGAGUGGUCGACACUUUACGGUGGAAAGAAAGCUAAUCAAGCCCAGUUUGGGAGUAACUCUGAAUUUCGACGGCUGCCCUUUGACCACUGCGCCUUGUCGUUGCAGCCCUUCGAAAAUCCAUAUUGUGACGCUCACGGGAACAUUUUCGAUUUGAUGGUCCUUCUUCCCUUCCUGAAAAAGUAUAAGGUUAAUCCCAUCACGGGCGAGAAAUUGGAUGCUAAACAGCUCACAAAAUUAAAUUUUACUAAGAAUGGAGAAGGGAAAUAUCAUUGUCCUGUUCUGUACAAAGUUUUUAACGCGAACAGUCACAUUGUUGCAAAUAAAUUGACGGGGAACGUGUUUUCGUUUGAGGCUGUCGAAGAAUUAAACAUUAAACCGAAAAGUUGGAAAGAUCUACUCACGGAUCAACCCUUUACGAGGAACGAUCUGAUUACAAUUCAGGAUCCCAAGAAUUUAAAGAAGUUUAAUUUCGUCGACUUUCAUCACGUCAAGAAUAAUUUAAAAAUUGAGGAUGAAGAAUUGAUACGAGCCCCUCAUGACCCAAAUGCUCGAUUGAAGUCGACAAAUGCUCAGACCAGGGAUUCCAUUCAAGAGUUGAACAAAACGUAUGUGGCCGCAGAGACUGAGAGUGCUGUUAUCAAAAAAGCGGAUAGCGUCAAUGCUGCACAUUAUUCUACGGGAGCUGUCGCGGCCGGAUUUACAUCGACAGUAAUGCCAGUGCUGACCGUGCAUGAGGCUGCCAUCCGGGACGAAGAUUCGGUGCGGUACGAGCGUAUUAAAAAGAAAGGAUAUGUCAGGUUGAACACUACGCAUGGGCAAAUUAAUCUGGAGCUUCAUUGUGAUAUUACUCCGAAAACGUGUGAAAAUUUUAUCAUCCUUUGCAAAAAGGGUUAUUACAAUGGGACCCAGUUUCAUCGUUCAAUUAGGCAUUUCAUGAUUCAAGGAGGUGAUCCCACUGGAAAGGGGACCGGAGGUGAGAGUGCUUGGACAGAUGCUUUCGAAGACGAAAUUCGUCCAAACUUGCAUCACGAAGGUCGUGGAGUUCUGUCAAUGGCGAAUUCUGGUCCAGCCACAAACAAAUCACAAUUUUUUAUCACGUAUCGAUCCUGUAAACACUUGGAUGGAAAGCACACAAUAUUUGGAAAAGUUGUCGGAGGUCUGGAUACCCUAUCGGCCAUGGAGAAAGUGGAAGUUGACAAUAAGGAUCGACCGAUUGAAGAUAUCAUAAUUCAGACUUCUACAGUAUUUGUGGAUCCGUUUACGGAAGUCGAUGAGGAAUUGGCAUCAGAAAGGCGGAAAGAUAUUGAAAGACUAGAAGUUGAAAAAUUAGACGCAUCCAAAAAUUCGAAAAAUAAACCUAAAACACCCGAAUUGAAAGUUUACCGUCAGGGAAUUGGGAAAUAUAUCAAUCCUAAACGAAAGGCCGACGAAUUGACACCCCCUGCUCUCCAGUUUGGAGAUAAAUCGUCCAAAAAGAAACCGACUGGGUGUGAAUUUAAGAAUUUUGGAAAUUGGUAGUUUUAAGUAAGCAUUGUGUUAUUCCCUAAUUACUAUUUUAUUUUUAAAUCAAAAUUCCUUUGAACAAAAUAAUAUAAUCAAUUAUAAUAACUUUUUACACUGUCCACACAAUUUUUCGGUCUUAAUAAACAUAAGGGAACGAAAAUGGCCUCCUCGUA